This is a messenger RNA of Arabis nemorensis, 801 nucleotides long. The record is from the annotation of a GenBank genome assembly. Lineage: Eukaryota; Viridiplantae; Streptophyta; Magnoliopsida; Brassicales; Brassicaceae.
AUGCAGACGAGAAGUGUUCAAGUGAAGAAUGUCUCAGAUCUAGCCACUGAGAGAGAGAUUCACGAGUUUUUCUCUUUUUCAGGCGUCAUUGAGCGUAUUCAGAUUCUCAAAGAAUCUGACCACUCUAGAGUCGCAUUUGUUACGUUUACUGAUCCUAAAGCCCUAGAAAUUGCUCUCUUAUUAUCGGGUGCUACAAUUGUAGACCAGAUUGUUACAAUAACUCCAGCUGAUGACUACGUUCCUAGGCGUGAGAUGCAGGAAGUAAGGAUGGUCGAUAAUGCGAUGCUCCCGGCUCUUCCAGAGACUAGUACACCAAUACGCCAGACCGCGGAUGGCAAUGGUAGAGCAUAUGUUAGCAAAGCGCAAGAUGUGGUGGCUACUGUUUUGGCAAAAGGUUCUGCUUUUGGACAAGAUGCAGUGAAUAAAGCCAAGGCUUUUGAUGAAAAGCACCAACUAAGAGCCAAUGCUUCUGCCAAAGUUUCAUCUUUUGAUAAGAGAGUUCGGCUUUCCGAGAAGUUGAAUGUAGGUAUUUCUGCCGUUAAUGAGAAAGUAAAAUCAGUCGAUCAGAAGCUUCAGGUUUCCGAUAAAACCAUGGCAGCAAUAUUUGCAGCUGAGAAGAAGUUAAACGACACAGGUUCAGCUGUCAAAUCAAGCAGGUAUGUGACUGCUGGAGCUGCUUGGUUUAGUGGCGCUUUCAGCAAAGUUGCGAGAGUAGGUCAGAUUGCUGGCUCGAAAACGAAAGAGAAGUUUAAUCUGGCCGUCUCAAAUAUGGCUUCCAAGGAUACACCGAUUGCUGUAUAA